AUGGCUCCGGCUCAUAACUAUGGCUCAUCCAACGGGCCCAUCUCAUUUUUACGGAGGUAUUGGAAGACAACUCACGCGCCUGACUAUGUCGGCUUCCUAUUUCUCCUAACGGGCUGGAUCUUGACGGUUCUCUUUGUCAACCCUUUCCACCGCAUGUUCUUCGUCAACGAUCUCCAGAUCUCAUACCCUUUUGCUGUUCAUGAGCGUGUUCCCGUCUUUAUGAACUUUGUAUAUGCUCUCUUCGUACCGCUGGGAGUCCUAAUCGCCUACAACAUAGUCGCGCGAUCUUCAGCUGCCAAGCAUGAAGUCACAUACCUCUCAUUUCUCAUCUCUAUUGUACUUACAUCUUUCAUCACUGACAUCAUCAAGAACGCCGUUGGCCGACCUCGUCCUGACCUGCUGGACCGUUGCAAACCUGAUAUUGGCACAAAGGCCAACACUUUGGUCACCAUAGAUGUCUGCACGGCAGAAGAUGGCCAUGUUCUCCAGGAGGGAUGGCGGUCGUUCCCUUCCGGCCACUCAUCCUUCUCCUUUGCUGGCCUCGGGUUUCUUAGCCUCUUCCUUGCCGGACAGCUACAUGUUUUCCGCUAUUCAGCCGGAGGCCGCGAUCUUAGCCGCGCUUUGGUGUGCUUCCUGCCACUCAUUGGAGCAGGUCUAAUCGCCAUCUCCCGCUGUGAGGACUACCGCCACGACGUUUACGAUGUCUGCGUAGGCUCCGUCCUAGGUAUGAGCGUUGCGUACUGGAGCUACCGCCGUCACUUCCCCCGACUUUCUUCCCAAAAGUGUGAUGAGCCCUACCCACGACCAGGAGUCGACACCCAGCCGGGCUGGCAACGAAUCACCGACGACGAGGAGGCAGCAAGAGGGACAGAUGUAGGAUUUGAGAUGGAAAACUUGAGAGGUUCGCGACGCUGA
Messenger RNA from Fusarium sp. VM40, 915 nucleotides. Lineage: Eukaryota; Fungi; Ascomycota; Sordariomycetes; Hypocreales; Nectriaceae. The record is from the annotation of a GenBank genome assembly.